Bactrocera tryoni is the source of this 1743-nucleotide messenger RNA. RefSeq lists its product as uncharacterized. The coding region runs from base 440 to 1570 and encodes 376 amino acids. The record is from RefSeq and is a predicted model, not a curated record. Lineage: Eukaryota; Metazoa; Arthropoda; Insecta; Diptera; Tephritidae. The transcript has 4 exons.
ACUUGGAAGAAGUCGCUGAUGAAUAUUGGAAGAGUGAGAAAAUCCAAAAUGAAAACGAAACUCUUUGUCUUUUUUAAUUUGUUUCUCCUGGACAAACCGUCAACGCCUAAUUUUGCGUGGAAGUCCUUAAGAUACUCAAAUGAAGGCUCAAUCUGGUCACCUGGUCCGCCAAGACAUCGCAGCCGAUUAGAAUUUGCACCACGACAACGCCACGGCUCACACCGACUUUCUUGUGAACAGCUACCUAACAAAGGUCGGCAUCCCAACGCUUCCGCAGCUGCCCUACAGUCCAGAUGUGAGAUCAGACCACUGCCUUUUUCAUUUUGCAAUACACAAAUCAAGCACCAAUGAAAAAAAAAAAUUAAAAUUUAAAUUAUGCAAAAGUCAUCUCGCUUCAGUGAGGAUUUGCGGUGAUAAAGCAUAUAAUAUUAGAAGGCCAAUGUACGAUUCAGACAAGGUCCGCACUGAUAUAAAUCUUCUAUCAUGGUAUUUAAGAAAUCCUCAUGGAAAAGGUGACAAAAAACAUAAGGAGAAUUAUUCCGAGAAAGCAGAUCCUGACUUAGACCCGUAUCGUCCGUCUCGUAAAUUUUCUGCACCUCCAUCAUUAGAUGACCCCGUUGGAGAAGAAACCAAAGAAAAACAACGUCUUCGACAUGAACGCCUAAUGACUGUCAGUGAGGAGGUUUUAGACGAAAUUCAGUUAGAAAAAAAGAAAGCUCUUAUUACGGAUGAGUUAAAGGAACGAGAACAAAAAACUCUAGGAGAGAGUAUUAACAAAAAGUCUAAGGAAAAUACUAAGAAGAAAGAAGAUGCUCUUAAAGCCGAGGAAGCCCGAUUAGCUAAGGAAGAUACUAAGAAGAAAGAAGAUGCUCUUAAAGCCGAGGAAGCCCGAUUAGCUGAAGAAGCACGAUUAUCUGAAGAAGCACGAUUAUCUGAAAAAGCGCGUUUGGCUGAAGAAGCACUAUUAGCUGAAGAAGCUCGAUUGGCUGCAGAAAUACGAUUAGCUGAAGAAACGCGAUUAGCUGAAGAAGCACGAUUAACUGAAGAAGCAAGAUUAGCUGAAGAAGCACGAUUAGCUGAAGAAGCACGAUUAGCUGAAGAUGCACGAUUAGCUGAAGAAACGCGUUUGAAGAAAGCUGAAGAAGAUAGGUUAGCUGAGGAAGCAUUCCUAGCAGAAGAAGUGGCUCGAAAAGCCGAAGAAGUUCGCUUAGAAGAAGAAAAACGACAUCGUGAGGAAGAAAUGAUCCGUCUAGCAGAAAUCGAAAAGCAAGCCGACGAGGAACAAGAGAGAGAGUUGGCUCGUCAGGCAGCAGAACUAGCUGAAAUAGCGCGCCAAGAAGCAGAACUUGCAGCACAAGAAUUGCAUGUCAUGCAACAAACUGAUCAAAUUAAUUCGCAAGACUUAAGUGAUACAACCAAAGUUGGAGUUGAACCCAUUAUUGAACAGCCGCUCACUCCUGUCGAAGAAUAUCGUGGAGAACCUAUUAUUGAAUUGUCGACUCGGAUUGAUGAACUUUCUGAUACUGAAGCCGCUUCCGAAGACGAGGACAAUGAUGUUGAAGAUGUGUGAAAUGGCUCAAACAAUACAAACUUACAAAUAGAAAGAUAAAAUUUUAAUGAAACUGUGUUCAAUAUAACAAUUCUGCUGAAUUUUUGUAACAGACUUUUUACAAUACAUUUCUCCCUUUUUGUACUACAUACUAAAUUAGUUCCUUAAAAAAUUGCCUUUGUUUUCAAAUUAAC